AUGACCCCCACAGCACCCAAAAGGAAGAUCCUCGGCAUCGGCAUCCUCAAGGAAAGCUCCUCGCAGGACCCUGCCUACAGCCCCGAGCGGGUCCAGCAGGAAGUCAACCGGGAGCUCGAAAGGCUGAGAGCAGCGGGAUUCGACUUCACCCUCUACUUCGCCGACAGCAAGGACACCGGCGCGGCACUGCCGGCGAUCAGGGAGCUGCUGAGAGGCUCAACUUGGGACGGCGUGUCCAUCGGGUUUGGCAUCCGUGGGGCGGUCGAGUACACGGCUCUCUUUGAGGAUAUUGUCAAUACUAUUGUCGCGGAGGUGCAGGGCCCCGUGCCCAAGUUCAUGUUCACGAGCUCGACUACGGAUAUUUAUGAUGCUGCCAUUAGGGUUUUGGGGGAAUAG
This is a messenger RNA of Diaporthe batatas, 396 nucleotides long. RefSeq lists its product as uncharacterized. Lineage: Eukaryota; Fungi; Ascomycota; Sordariomycetes; Diaporthales; Diaporthaceae. The record is from RefSeq and is a predicted model, not a curated record. The transcript has a single exon. The coding region runs from base 1 to 396 and encodes 131 amino acids.